Sciurus carolinensis (gray squirrel) is the source of this 4540-nucleotide messenger RNA. RefSeq names its product erythrocyte membrane protein band 4.1 like 2 (gene Epb41l2). Gene Ontology annotation, biological process: cortical actin cytoskeleton organization. The record is from RefSeq and is a predicted model, not a curated record. Gene Ontology annotation, cellular component: cytoskeleton; plasma membrane. The coding region runs from base 145 to 3285 and encodes 1046 amino acids. NCBI's taxonomy places the organism in Eukaryota, Metazoa, Chordata, Mammalia, Rodentia, Sciuridae. The transcript has 22 exons. Gene Ontology annotation, molecular function: actin binding; structural molecule activity.
GCCGAGUCCUCUGACGGCCCCAGCCAGGGAAUUUCAAUUUGAAACCUAGCGGAGGGAGGAGGCAGGCGCGCCGGCCCGUGGCUGGCUGGGACAGAGCGGGACGGGUACCCCGGGCCGGUGAGCUCCUGAGUAUAAGCUGUGACCAUGACUACUGAAGUUGGCUCCGCAUCUGAAGUGAAGAAGGACUCUGACCAGUUGGGAGCAGAUGCGACCAAGGAGAAAGCUAAAGUAGUAGCAGAAAAUCAGCAGAAUCAGUCGCCUGAACCAGAGGAGGAAAAAGGUUCCCAGCCACAACCUCCUGCUGAAAGCCAAAGUAGUCCACGCCGCCAGAAGAGAGAGAAGGAUCCAUCAGAGAGCAGGGGUAUUUCUCGAUUCAUACCCCCAUGGCUCAAGAAACAGAAGUCCUAUAACUUGGUAGUGGCCAAAGAUGGAGGAGAUAAAAAAGAGCCUACUGAAGCUGUUGUGGAAGAACAGAUUUUAGAUAAAGAGGAUUCCCUCCCAGAAGAAGAGAGACAGGCCAAAGGAGAUGCUGAAGAAACUGCUCAGAGUAAAUACCAGGAGGUUAAGGUGGAAGUCAAGGAAGGAAAACCUUCAGUGAGUAAUGCUGAGAUCCAGCCUACUGAGGAAGUAAGGAAGGAGAGAGAAGAGGUGAAGGAAAUACAGGAAGAUGAAGUAGUAGCCCAGAGGGAGACCAAGGAAGUGCAAACUAAUGAACUGAAAGCAGAGAAGGCCUCUCAGAAAGCCACCAAGAAGACCAAAACUGUCCAGUGUAAAGUGACCCUCCUAGAUGGCACUGAAUACAGCUGUGACCUGGAGAAACGUGCUAAGGGGCAAGUGUUAUUUGACAAGGUAUGCGAACACCUCAAUCUUUUGGAGAAGGACUACUUUGGACUUUUGUUUCAGGAAAACUCUGAGCAGAAAAACUGGCUAGAUCCUGCAAAAGAAAUAAAGCGACAACUGCGAAAUCUUCCUUGGCUGUUUACUUUUAAUGUGAAAUUUUAUCCUCCUGAUCCUUCUCAGCUGACUGAAGAUAUCACCAGAUACUUCUUGUGCCUUCAGCUCCGAAAAGACAUUGCCUCUGGCCGCCUGCCCUGCUCCUUUGUGACUCAUGCCCUUCUGGGCUCCUACACACUGCAGGCUGAACUUGGAGACUAUGAUCCAGAAGAGCAUGGCAGUAUUGACCUCAGUGACUUCCAGUUUGCCCCCACACAGACUAAGGAGCUGGAAGAGAAGGUGGCAGAGCUGCAUAAAACUCACAGGGGUUUAUCUCCAGCACAAGCUGAUUCUCAGUUUUUAGAAAAUGCAAAGAGGCUUUCCAUGUAUGGGGUUGACCUGCAUCAUGCCAAGGACUCAGAAGGUGUGGACAUCAAGCUAGGCGUGUGUGCUAAUGGGCUUCUCAUUUAUAAAGAUAGACUGAGAAUCAAUCGUUUUGCUUGGCCGAAGAUCCUGAAAAUUUCUUAUAAGCGCAGUAACUUCUACAUUAAAGUUAGGCCAGCAGAGCUGGAGCAGUUUGAGAGCACCAUUGGGUUCAAACUGCCAAACCAUCGGGCAGCAAAAAGGCUAUGGAAAGUGUGUGUGGAGCAUCAUACUUUCUACAGACUUGUGUCUCCAGAGCAGCCACCAAAGGCCAAGUUCCUGACCUUGGGGUCCAAAUUCCGCUACAGUGGCCGUACUCAAGCGCAGACCCGCCAGGCAAGCACCCUCAUAGACAGGCCGGCACCACACUUUGAGCGUACCUCUAGUAAACGGGUCUCCAGGAGUCUAGAUGGAGCUCCCAUUGGUGUUGUGGACCAAAGUCUUACAAAGGAUUUUCCUGGCCCCGUUGGGGGGGUUUCAGCAUAUGGCCCUGGAGUUGUCAGCACUGCCAUGGUACAAGAUGGGGACAGCCGGAGGGAUGUCAGAAGCCCAUCUAAAGCCCCACAUUUGCAACUCAUUGAAGGAAAGAAAAAUUCCUUGAGAGUAGAAGGGGAUAAUAUUUAUGUCAGACAUAGCAAUUUAAUGUUGGAGGACCUGGAUAAGGCCCAGGAGGACAUACUGAAACAUCAGGCUAGCAUUAGUGAACUCAAGCGCAAUUUUAUGGAAUCCACACCUGAGCCGCGCCCUAAUGAAUGGGAAAAACGACGUAUCACACCUCUGUCCCUACAGACACAAGGGAGAAAAGGAGACCAUCUUUGCAAGGAUAUUUUGUCCAUGAAGGAGAAGUACCUGAUGGCAGCAACACGGACAGUUGAAGAUAAAGCUCAGGAGGCGGACAAGACACGUGCUCCUGCGUCAGAAGGUCCUUGCACUGGAGCCAGGGAUGCUGUUAAGAGUUCACAUGAGACUCUGAAUGUAGUGGAGGAGAAGAAGCAGGCAGAGGUUGGGAAAGACGAAAAAGUAAUCACAGAAGAAAUGAAUGGUAAAGAGCUAUCACCUGGGAGUGGUCCUGGGGAGAUUCGUAAGGUGGAGCCUGUGACACAAAAAGACUCCACCUCCCUGUCUUCUGAGAGCAGCAGCAGCAGUGAGAGUGAGGAGGAAGACGUGGGAGAGUACCGGCCCCACCACCGUGUGACCGAGGGCACCCUAAGGGAAGAGCAGGAGGAGUAUGAAGAAGAGGCGGAGGAAGAGCCCAGCCGAGCAGCCCAGGUAGUAGAGAGGGAGGAAGCAGUGCCCGAAGCCAACCCAGGCAGACAAGCAGGUGCCAGUGUAAUCACGGUAGAAACAGUGGCCCAGGAAAAUGUAGUUGCCCAAAAGCUAUCUGCAGAGAAGAGUGUAAACGAAGGCCCGGUUAAGCAAGACCUGAGAGAAGAAACAGAGGAAGAGCAACAUAAAGUUAACGGAGAGGUGUCUCAUGUUGACAUUGAUGUUUUGCCACAAAUUAUUUGUUGUUCAGAGCCACCAGUGGUAAAAACAGAGAUGGUAACAAUUUCUGAUGCCUCACAAAGGACAGAAAUCUCCACCAAGGAAGUCCCUAUUGUCCAAACUGAGACCAAAACCAUCACAUAUGAGUCUCCACAGAUUGAUGGCGGGGCUGGUGGUGAUUCGGGCACGUUACUGACUGCACAAACCAUCACAUCUGAGUCCGUGUCGACAACGACAACCACACACAUCACCAAGACUGUAAAAGGUGGAAUAUCUGAAACAAGAAUUGAAAAACGCAUUGUGAUCACGGGAGAUGCAGAUAUUGAUCAUGACCAGGCAUUGGCUCAGGCAAUCAGGGAAGCCAAGGAGCAGCACCCUGACAUGUCGGUCACAAGAGUGGUAGUGCAUAAAGAAACAGAGCUGGCAGAGGAAGGGGAAGAAUAAGAAAGUCGUCUUCUAAACAACAUUCAACUCUAUGAACCUAAAGAAUUUUGACCAUUCCAAGUCUUAAUGCCACACCACUACUCCAGCAAAUUUGUGCUAUGGCUGGUAACAGUGACCAGAAGCCUGAAGAAUUAAAAUGCCAACACCAAACCUUACCUUAACAGCUCUGGUCUGUACCGUUCUCGUGCAUUUUUAAUAUAUUUUGUUUUAUAACCACUUCUAAAUAUUCUUGUUUUUUUUUUUUUUUCUUCUUUUUUCUAUUUUUUUUAAUUAAGCAGUUUGGUUUUGUUUCCUGUUUACUUUGUGUACAACUACCUGCUUUUCAUGACUCAUUUGCUUAAAUGACAGUGAACAAAGCCAGCCUGGGCUGGUACGGUGCUGUUCACUUGAACAGGUGCUGUUGUGCGGAAAGGAAACUCUGUGACUAAUUUAGGUAGUGGUUUUUCUUCUUCAGAUUCUUUCCAUUGAAUUCUUACAGUCAAUAUUUACAAUUUUCAGAUUACAGUAAAUAUACUGUAUGAGAAAAAUAUUAAUAAGAUUAAAAGCAUUUCUUACAUCUUGAAAAAAUUUUCUAAUGUUUGAGAAUUUCACUGGGGAUUUUUUUAUAUUGAACCCUUUUGACUUUCCAGUCCUGUGACUUUUUUUACUUUUAGUAGAGAGUCAGAGAAUCUCCAGACUGGAGAAUUACGAAGUUCACUGACCAUGCACUGUGCUCAGAGACACACCACAGUGCCAGUGCUUCUCAGACAUAUGCUCUUCGACAGCAUUCCAGAACAGGAGGGAAGAGAAGAGAAAUCUGUUUCUUUCCUUCUACUAAAAGAUUCAGGCAGCUUAAAACCUUAGUGCUUUCUUUUUUAACAUUUCCAAAUUUCAAUACUUUCCAUUAUUUGCACACUUGGGUAGAACACUUGCUUUGUAUUAAACCUCCUUGUCUACAUUUAAAACUGACCUUUUGUUAUUAAGCAGGUAUAUCUCUUUCAGAUAGUCUGAUGAUUCACACAGGUUUGAGGAUGCUGGGGAGAAGGGUAGGGGGCUGUGGUGAUUUGCGUUGGUUAUAAGAAAGCUAUACCAUUUAAAGCUGACACCAGAGACCUGAUAGGGACUUAUUAACUGUAUUGAAAAUUUUUUUCCUUUGCUUUUGACCCUAUGUAUAGUUAUGAUGCCACAUUAGAUUUAUAGCAGCUUCAAGUUGUAUUAAAUGAUAUUUUGCUUUCUGUAAUACUGUUAUAAAAUAAAGUUUUGUUUAUUCUCUAAA